Molecule: messenger RNA, 648 nt
Organism: Ustilago hordei
Lineage: Eukaryota; Fungi; Basidiomycota; Ustilaginomycetes; Ustilaginales; Ustilaginaceae
Exons: 1
Coding region: 1-648 (215 amino acids)
Source: RefSeq, a predicted model, not a curated record
AUGUGCCAAGAGUGUGCUAAGAGAUGGCCAAGAGCUUCAACUGAACGAGACGGUCAAGAGCUUCGAUUGAAUGCGAAUACGAAUACAGCUGAGAAGAACUCACAUCAACCUGACGAGAUCAAGAACCUGAUGAAGACAACAAUACGAGAGCUCCCGAGAAUACAAGGCAAGACAUUUCAAUCAGUCUUACCCUUUACCCUUCGCAAAACCAAUCGCUCCGCCGGGCCAGCAAACGCAGCUGGCGCCACUCGAUCGACUACCGUCAACGCCGUAGUCAAUCCCCAACCCGCCACUCUCUCGAACCUGUUCGCGAACGGCACUUUCGACAGCACUGCCCUAGACUGCAUUGGAACGAGCGUCAAGCUCAACCAAGGUCGCCCUUCUGUCGGCGAUGUCCUCACGCAACUCUCGUGUGGAGUGUGCGAAGCCAACAUUCGAGCGGAACCAAUAUGGUCCAGCUCAGUAUCCAUCCGUGAGGCCAAGCUCAGCCAUUCAUCUCCCUCGCUGCUCGCCCUUUCUCGUCUCCUGUUCGCCACUGGCAUCCGCGGCAGCAACCGCAGCGUGUCAGUCGGACGCAACCUCAACACGGUUCCGGCAAAGCCAGGCAACGAGCGAAGCGUAGAAAAGACACCAUGCAGCUCAAGGUGA